CCACUGUCCUAUGUGACAGCUGAAAUCUUUUGCAGUUUUCUUCAGCUUGCUGCUCCGUAAAAGUGUUGGUUUUCAUCCUGCAUUUCAGAGUCGAUCGUAAAUUUUGUACAGAACCUAAACAAAUAGAGAUGGCCAACGUCAAUUUGGCUACCGUGGUGCUACGCAAUGCUCUGCGCACCAAAAUUGGUGUCCGCCAUAACCACGAGAUGAUUCUCCAGAAGAUUGGCAAGCGAGAGGUCGUUGGUCAUGGCUGGAACGGAAUGCCGGUGUAUGCUGACCGUGUUGACUACCCGAUGCCAGCAAUCCGGUUCAAAGAAGCAACACCCGAUGUUUUGGCCCUUCGCGAGAAGGAGAAGGGUGAUUGGAAGAAGCUGUCUAUGCAGGAGAAGAAAGCCCUCUACCGGGCAUCGUUCUGUCAAACUUUCUCCGAGAUGAAGUAUCCGACCGGAGAGUGGAAAAUCUGUCUCGGGUUUGGACUGAUUGCCAUGUCCAUGAGUCUUGGCUUGAUGCUGAUGAUGAAGGCAUUUGUGUACGAUCCGUUGCCGGUUACUUUCGACGAAGAGCACCAAAAGGCUCAACUCAAGCGUAUGUUGGACCUCGGCGUUAACCCCAUCACCGGUCUUUCAUCCAAAUGGGACUACGAGAACAACAAGUGGAAGUAAACUAUUUGUUGGCGACGGAAUGUUAGUUGAUAAUUGUGUAUUAUAAUUGUCCAAAACGGCUGGGAGGCUGUCUUACGAGACAUGAAAUCUAUUCGAGGGAAGCUAAAGCAUUAAACUUAAUUCGGAUAACUAGA
This is a messenger RNA of Toxorhynchites rutilus septentrionalis, 796 nucleotides long. RefSeq names its product cytochrome c oxidase subunit 4 isoform 1, mitochondrial-like. Bases 129 to 662 code for a protein of 177 amino acids. Gene Ontology annotation, biological process: mitochondrial electron transport, cytochrome c to oxygen. The record is from RefSeq and is a predicted model, not a curated record. Lineage: Eukaryota; Metazoa; Arthropoda; Insecta; Diptera; Culicidae. The transcript is spliced from 3 exons.